AUGGUUGCUGCCACUGUGUCCUCUCUUGCACUUGUCUACCUCCUUGUGAUCCCAGAUUGCAUUGGAACAGGGUCCUCAGCAAACAAGCGCACAAAAUCGGGAGGCGCCACAAGUGUACACAGAGCUGCGCACAUGGGGCACACAAUGGUCUUGAAAAUCUUAAUAGACUUUGGGGGUGAUGGCAUGAUUCAGGACGCUGAUGGUGAAACGCCCCUCCACAAGGCUGCUGCGCAAGGCCAUGUGGAUGCGACUGAGCUGCUUCUGUUGAAGUUUCCACAAGCAGCAACGUUAACCGAUCGACACGGGAAAACACCAAGAGAAAGAGCAGCCGGCAGGGCGAAAUCAGCAUUCUCAGACUUGAGCUAG
Messenger RNA from Ostreobium quekettii, 366 nucleotides. NCBI's taxonomy places the organism in Eukaryota, Viridiplantae, Chlorophyta, Ulvophyceae, Bryopsidales, Ostreobiaceae. The record is from the annotation of a GenBank genome assembly.